Hippocampus comes (tiger tail seahorse) is the source of this 2276-nucleotide messenger RNA. It is a transcript of the gene trabd, whose product is annotated as TraB domain containing. The record is from RefSeq and is a predicted model, not a curated record. The transcript has 10 exons. NCBI's taxonomy places the organism in Eukaryota, Metazoa, Chordata, Actinopteri, Syngnathiformes, Syngnathidae. Bases 116 to 1207 code for a protein of 363 amino acids.
UGACCCAUCAAUGACUACAAUACCCACAUUGCACCGCGCCACACUCGACCGUCAGGCACUGCUGCAAUAGUAGCGACAAAUUGCUUGGUUUGUUCAGUCUUGGAAAGCUUCGAGUAUGGACCAAGACAACAAUUCUGAGGACCAGUCUGUGGGACGAUUGGAGGAUCCUUCAGAAAUGGCACCACUUUCUCUUCCUCCAGGAAUUUCGGACAGUGAAGCAAUGGAACUGCUUUGGAAAUAUCGAGGCCAGCGUCGCCAGUCAUCACCUGACCUACCAGAGACAGUGACCCGUCUUAUUUCCCCUGAUGGCAGCCUUCUGUACUUAGUGGGCACUGCCCACUUCAGUGACAGCAGCAAACGGGACGUGGCUUCGACGAUCCGUGCUGUGCAACCAGAUGUGGUUGUUGUGGAGUUGUGCCAGUACAGGGUGUCCAUGCUGAAGCUGGAUGAGAACACAUUGCUGAGGGAAGCCAAAGAGAUUAACCUUGAGAAGGUCCAGCAGGCCAUCAAACAGAAUGGCGUGAUGUCUGGCCUGAUGCAGAUUCUCCUGCUCAAGGUUUCUGCUCACAUCACUGAGCAGCUCGGCAUGGCUCCUGGUGGGGAGUUCAGGGAAGCCUUCAAAGAGGCUGGACAUGUGCCAUUCUGUAAAUUUCAUCUUGGAGACAGGCCCAUUCCUGUGACGUUGAAGAGGGCCAUCGCUGCUCUCAGCCUGUGGCAAAAGGCCCGUCUUGCUUGGGGUCUUUGCUUCCUUUCAGACCCAAUCAGCAAAGAGGAUGUAGAGAAAUGUAAACAGAAGGACCUGCUGGAACAGACCAUGUCAGAGAUGAUCGGAGAGUUUCCGGCUCUUCACCAAACCAUCGUGGCUGAGAGGGACAUCUACCUUACGCACACACUGCGCCAAGCUACACGCUGUGUGGAGGCUCCCCCUAAUGCCCAGAAAGUGCCUGCUGUUGUGGUGGGAGUUGUCGGAAUGGGUCAUGUGCCUGGCAUUGAAAGAAACUGGGAUAAGCAGCUCAACAUCAGCGAAAUUAUGAGUGUUGCACCCCCAUCUCAAUUUGGUUGGGUUUUGCACACUGUAGUUAAAGGUGUCAUGAUCGGGAUGUUGGGGUAUGUCUGCUACCGUGCUGGAGGGAGUUUAGUUCGAGCCCUGUUGUCUUCAUCUGCUGUCCGAUCAGUUGUGGACAAUCUACGACCAUCUCCUGCUUGACCUCACAGGUCAGCUGAAAGCCAUCACGGACUGACACAGCAGUUGCUUCAUGAAAACAGCGCAUCUUUUACCAGUGGCCUUAAGAGGAUGUUUGGCUAAAAGGCAAGGUUGCUCAGCCAACAAAGACCUCAGGGGGGCACCACAGCGCCACAUCUCGCUGUGGUGCCCCAACGGACAUGGUACAGCCUUACUGCCAAAGAAACCAACACACACAUGAUUGUUUUGGCAUUUGUGGAACAGGCUUUAUUCUCUAAGGUUUAAAAAAAGACAGUGUUUAUGAUGCUUCAAGGUUUAUUCAUUUCUAAAACUAGGAACAUUUAAAAUUAGGAGGAAAAUUUAAUUUUAUGGUUCGUCAAAUCCACAAGAAAUCAUCUUCAGCCAAAUCCCCCGGCAAUGUUUUCAUACAAGUUUCUCCUCUUUCGUCUCUCCAUUCUAGUGCCAGUUUUUGGUUGGCAAUCAUUUUAUAUGCAAUGCAUUGGGAAAAAAAAGGCUAAUACCAAAUGGCAAAAUGAAAAUGACCUUUUUUUUUUUUUGCAACUUGUUUUUACAUUAUUGGUACAGUGAGUUGUCAUUAAAUUCUUACCAACUUGAUUAUUUACUUGGCAUGUAUUUGUAGACUUAAGUUGGUGAAAAAAAAAGUUUUCCAUGUUCACAGACCUGCCUAUGCUUAACAAGUGCCUCUCAAUGCAUCAGCAAGUGUGAAUGCAUUUUUGGCAUACUGUACUUUAUGACCCCCAGAGGUCAGUACAAAUUUAGAAACUUCUCAAGGUAUAUUUUAUAUGUAGUUAUUUUAAAUGUUGACUUUUCAAUGUGUGAUACAUUGAUUUCAAUAGAAUCAGUACCACGGCACCUAGAUUCAUGUGAGACUCAUUGCAUGCAAGGCUUAUGUUUCUCAGGGUGAGUAAAGUAUGAACAAUAAUACUGAUCAUUGCCCCCCUCACAAACCUACAGCACUGUUAAUAUAACUUGUCCAGAGUUUGUCAUGAAUCAGUUGAGCCUCAAUCCCUUGUUUAAGGUUCAUUCAGGAAAUUGAUUUUGUGUGUAGGAAAUCAUCCGUAAAGCCUGCACA